This is a messenger RNA of Drosophila guanche, 2882 nucleotides long. Its product is annotated as putative mediator of RNA polymerase II transcription subunit 26. The transcript has 2 exons. Lineage: Eukaryota; Metazoa; Arthropoda; Insecta; Diptera; Drosophilidae. Bases 146 to 2809 code for a protein of 887 amino acids. The record is from RefSeq and is a predicted model, not a curated record.
CGAUUGUUUUCUUACCCCGAAAAACUUGUUGAUCCCUUCGUUGGGGACUUUUAUGUAGCAAAGUAAGCUUGUUAUUAAAGUCAUCUCCUCAUGUACUGAAACAAACUCAGAUCGAUUGAAACAUCGACAAAUUCCCACCCGAUCUAUGCAUAAGCGAGCCUUCACAUAUUGCUCGGACUUUAAUACGAAAUUCUACGAGUCCAGGAGUGGGAAGAUAAAACCGAUUGGCUCAUUCCUACAGCAACCAGACAUGCCUCAUGGGACAAGCCACAGCAAUGGCUCAAUGGUAGGUGAGGGGAUGUCGCCACAGGACAAGCACAAGGUGCGAGGAAUGGUACGUGAGAUGUUGACUCAAAGCGAUCAGAAGAAUCUACAAUGGCCACAGAAGAGAUCUCCAAUACAGCAGCAGCAGAAGCCGCACAUGCAGGACCAGAUGCAGCUUCAGGAGCGAGAAAUUGGCUUGCAGCGUAGCUAUCAGCAAGGCGAAUAUCAUCCUCAACAGCUGCAACAGAACUUUAACCAGAAGCCUGGCAUGCAGCAGCAGAUGUAUCAGAAUCAUCAACAGCAGCAGCAGACACAGUAUUUGGAUCAGAAAUACCAGUGUCCUCCCAUGGUGCAGCAGCAGCCACAGCCGCAGUAUCUUCAGACUUCGUAUCCGAAACAUCCUCAAGAGCAAUCGCACCAUUAUCACAGCCAGAUGAAAGCAACUCCAAGCAGAGCCAGCUCCAAAGAGUACUCCAACACAGCCUUUGGCCAACCUUCGGCGGAGGAGAAUUUCGCAGAUAAUUUCAGUGGAUCUGAUGACAAUACUUCUUACAAUAAGUACAUGGAAUUUAUGCCGGAACAUAAUUCGUAUCAGACUCAACCCAAGCAGCAGUAUGGACAAGAUUCGUAUCAUAAUUCGACUCAGCGUUGUGCCACAACUAAAGACGUCUCAGUGUACAACCUGCCCCUGUCCUAUAAUAACAUAUCCGACAUGGAAAUCGAUGAUUAUAUUAUGGAAGUAGAAAGAAAUACACCAUGCGAGCACAUGGAAUAUGCCACCAAAGGGCAGAUUUCACCUCAAGAGUCGUAUCAGAAUUAUCUGAAUGAGUUUGGGAGGCCUGCAAAACAGCAGCCCGAACCGAUGCAGCAAACAUAUUCCUCGAAUUCUUCUCAGAAUAUGUCUCAAAAGCAGACACAAGGUGGUCCAAGCCAGUACAGUGUUCCCCUUGUAGAAGGUUGGGCCAGAGAGAAUGCUGGGGAGCUUCCAGCUGAGCACGCAGCAAAGAAGAAUUUCGAAGCAGAAUCUCCCUCCGGUUCAGGCUGCCACAUGGUAAAAAAAAAGUUUUGCAAUGAAUGCAUGUUGUCUAAUGGCGAGAAUAGCUCCACUGCAUCGACUGUGAUCAGUGUGAAGAGCGGCGACGAUCUGCGUUCCAUGGUGCGGGACGAGUUGCGUUGCUUGGCCCGCGACGAGAUUGAAUUGCAAUCGUUGUAUGGUAAACUGCCUGAGAGUGUGGUGUGGCAGGUGAAGGAAUAUUUUUGCGAAAGGUCAAAAGCUGUGGAAGAGAAGAAUGCGCAGAAAGAUAAUGCCAUGGAUAUUAAGCAGCAAGAGUCAUAUCAAAGCCAGAAUCUAGCAUUGAUGAGCAAUAACAUUUUCAAAGCUAAAGAAGUCCACAAAAAUAUGGAGUAUGCAGAGUAUGCCCCCAUGCAUACAUCGACAAAGACACAGUAUCAGGAGCAGCCACAGGAGCCGAAUCGGCAGCAUUCGCAUCUUCACUUCCAGCUGGAGGUACAAAAGAAUCCUCAGCAGAAGCAAACAUAUCAGGAGAGGGCAGGCUCUACUCAGUUCUCCCGCUUGAGCAAUACGAACGAGAAUGAUUCCUAUGAUUCAUAUAUCCAGCAGAAGAUAAAUCAGGGCCAGAAUAAGGCAUCGCCUAGCAAAGGCUCAUCGAAAGCUAAAGAGAUCCCAUUGCCGUGUUGCCCGACGUACAAGUUUAUGGAUUAUGCGCCUCAACAGGAUACGACACAGAAUCGUACUCGACAAACGUGUCAGGAGCAGCCACAGCCACUGCAACAUUCCCCUCCUAACUUGCAGUUGGAAUCACAGACAAAUUCUCAGCAGAAUUCAGACUUUCCUCCAUUCUCCUGCUUGAGUGAAACGCCUGAGGAUAAUUCUAAUCAUCAUAUUUCCAACGAGGCUAAGAACACAAAACCGAACCGCAAGUGCAUGGAUUGCGUACAGAAUAAAGGCUGCGAAAAGGACAAAUACAAACCCAAACAGAAGCUAUCCAUUGACGAGCAGGAUCGAUGUUCCACGGCCAGUGGCUUCACGGUAUCGACUUCGAUCAGUGCAAAGACCGGCGAGGAGCUGCGAUCCAUGGUGCGAGAAGAGUUGGAAAUGCAAUCGGUGCGCAGUGAACAAGCCUCGAGGCGCAAUCAACUCUCAGGAACAGUUAAUGCCACUCCAAUCAAUAGCCUGGAAGAGGCAGUCUCCACACGUUCAGUCUCGAGUUCGCACACAGAUGACAGCCAACCAGGGUCCAAGAGUUUGGCCAUAGUUAAUGCGCCUCUUAGCAAGGAUAAAGAAUCCACCACGGAUUCAACUAUGGGUUCGACAAACUGCGAAAACCAUAGCAAGAAAUGCUGUGUGAGCGUAGAUGAUUUAGUCAACUGCAAAGUCAUCACGCCCAUGAUCAUGAAGAUACACAACAAGUAUAUGACCCUCAUGCAGGAUGAGAUGCAUCUGAUGCAGUAUCUGGAGAAGGUGCCGCACCUUGUCGGUCAGAUUUACAAGGACAACGUCCAGAUGGAACAGAGGAGAGCCUAACAACGUUUAAAUUCACUUUUGAUUCGAUGUGACCUUUGUUUAUAUUUUUUAAGUAUUGCAUUCAAUAAAAAUA